GCGAAAAUCAAUCUUGGGGCAAAGCAAUUCUGUAGCCGAACCCCCAGUCGACUUAUGCCCUUUUUCUCUCCCUCUCGCAUCGGCGCCGCGCGGAGCCUGGCGAGAGGGCCCUCCACGACGAGGCAAGGCGGCCCGGCGCCCGCGGGCGCGGGCGCCCCGGGGGCACUUGCCGCCCCCGAGCCCGCCGCGGGCCCGGAGCAGAGCUUCGAGCGGGUGCCCGCCGUGGAGGUCGGUGCGGACGCCGCCUACGUGGACUCCGACCGUGCGUCGACCACGUGGGCAACGCCACUUGGGCCGCGGUGGUGGCCCCCUUUGUGGACGGGGGGGCCCUGCGCGCGGACGGCGCGAGCCUGCCGAGGAACUACGGCAGCUCGGAGUGCCGAGCGUGGGACAGGCGCUCGGGGCACUGGGGCAUCUGCAGCAGGAGGCCACCUCUUACGUUUCCCCGAUUAUUGUGGGGAGAAGUGGUGCUUCGUGGACGGGGACAGGUGCGCCCGGCCAGACGUGAAGGAGUCGCUCCACCUGCCGGGGCUGUACUUCUCCUACGCCACCUGCGGCAACCUCGGUUUUUUCAGCGAGGCCUUCGACGUCACCGGCUUCUUGCCGAUCUAUCUUCCGUACAUGCAGCUUUCUUCUCAUGGGAAGCCCGUUGGUUAUUCGGUGGUGUCAAAAUCAAGCGAAACAUCGAACAAGGCUUUGAGGGCGAUGCUGAUGAUGGGCUCUUACGUGCUUGAAGUAAUGGGGGUGCCGGACAAGGAGGUCUGGUACAGGGAGUUGUCGGAUGAGUCACUCAGCCUCGAGUCUGAUGAAUACACAACUUGUGUUCACGACGUCGCCCUUGCCAAUCUAGAUAUGUGCAUCGGCGACUGGUGGCUUACCCAGGAAGCCUCGGAUUUGGAAGUUCCAUUCGUGCCCGUCUACCACGAGGACAUAAAGCUCAUAUUGAGGAGACAGCCGCUGCGCGACACGUCGUUCGACUCGGCGCUCGCCAAGUUUACGAGCGGUCUGACCCGAGCCAUCGAGCCCUUCGAGCCUGACCUGUGGGCCUGCAUUCUGGUGACGAUGCUCGCCGCGAGCCUCAUCAUGGCCAUAGUCGAGCGGGAUCACGGGGCGCCUUUUGCGGUGGGGGAGGCCAUCUACUUGGCGUCUGCGAGCUUCGCCUCCUUCGGCAGCGCGUAUGAGCCUCGCACGCCGGGCGGCAGGGUCAUGGGCCUGGGGAUCGCAUUCUUCCUCACGGUUGUGGGCGCGUCCUUCACAGCCAACACCGCGCAGUUCUUCAUCCAAGUGGCGUCUUCCCGUGUUGAGUACCAGAGCCUGCAGGAGGUGCUGGACGCUGGCAAGAAGGUGUGUGUCGGGGCCGCUGGCCUCAAGAGGGCCCUCCUUGGAAAAUAUCCGACGCUGCGGGAGCUCGGCGAGGAGGUUGAGCUGCAGGAUGGCGAAUUCCCCAACAUGGAGCUGCACAACUGCUACGGGUGGGUCGGCCCGAAGGACCUGGUGGUCGACGCGUGGCACUCCAAUGCCCUUGACAGCUGCGAGUACGAGUUCGUGGGUCAUUCGGUUCACCAGUUCUUCAUGGGCUACUACGUCACGCCGUCCUUGUUCCACCCGGCGGCAUACGCCGUGAGCCUCCUGAGGGGCAACGGCACUUGGUCGCAAAUCCACCAGGAGGUCUGGCCCAACGAGGUCACUGGCUGCACAUCCGAGGCCCAGGAGGGCCCCAUGCGGCUGUCGGCGGAGCACAUGUUGGGGCCCAACGCGUUCCUCCUGCUCUGCUGCCUCUUGUCGCUCCUCCUGCACUUUUUCUGCCAGGUUGCCAGGCGAGUGCGGGGGAUGGCCUCCCUGGCCGCCGAGUCAGAGGGGUCCUCGUCGGCCGGCAGCUCGGCGGGCGGCACUCCGGCGGACAGUGCAGAAGACACCUGAAGCCAUGUCCCGUCACCCCCUUAGGAAGAUGUUCCGUCAGCUCGAUGGAGGUGUUCACAACACCGGCAAAAGUAGGCUGGCGCGCGCGCGCGAGGAGGAGGACGAGGAGGA
Messenger RNA from Prorocentrum cordatum, 2031 nucleotides. NCBI's taxonomy places the organism in Eukaryota, Dinophyceae, Prorocentrales, Prorocentraceae. The record is from the annotation of a GenBank genome assembly.